Molecule: messenger RNA, 2249 nt
Organism: Eutrema salsugineum
Lineage: Eukaryota; Viridiplantae; Streptophyta; Magnoliopsida; Brassicales; Brassicaceae
Product: probable transcription factor PosF21
Exons: 5
Coding region: 428-1987 (519 amino acids)
Biological process (GO): regulation of DNA-templated transcription
Cellular component (GO): nucleus
Molecular function (GO): DNA-binding transcription factor activity
Source: RefSeq, a predicted model, not a curated record
UGAGUAAAGAAAAUCUAUCUAGUUAUUGUCUCAGAAAGAAAAAUUCAAUUUAUAGGAGAUAGAUAGAUAGAUAAGAAAUUGAUUUGUAAUGGUGAGGCUUUUGAAAAAAGCUUCAGACAAUGUGAUCUCUUGUACAAUAUGUCUGGUUUGUUUUAUCCAUAAAAAAAUAACAAUAAUAAAGCUGGGUCCUUUAAUUUUUUAUUUAUCCAAAUGUUAGUAUUUCAGAGAAAACAACAUAAAUAGACGAAAGUGGUCAUCUCGGAUGUUCCUUUUUCCGACCAGUCGAUGAUUGUUUUGGUCAACGUUUCAAAGAGACGUCUUUUGUUGCUUCUUCGCUAUUUGCGCCAUUGAUUUGGUGAAGAGAAGACCAGAAACAGAGAGAGAGAUUCGCAUUCCAUUUCCUUCCUUGCAGAAAAUCCAAGAUAAAAUGGGUGAUACGGAUACCAAUAUGAUGCAGAGAGCUAAUUCAUCGUCUGGUACUUCGUCUUCGUCGAUCCCAAAACAACAGUCGGUGACGGUGCCGAUUAAUCAGCACUUGAGUCCUGCUCUUAUCCGCUCCCCGCACUUCCGACAGCCUUUCGGCGGCGGUAAUAACGGCGCCGGUAAUAGAGUCGGAGCUCCGCCGCCGAUUCCCCCCAUUUCUCCCUACUCUCAGAUCCCGGCGACCUUACAGCCCAGACAUUCCCGGUCUAUGUCGCAACCGUCCUCCUUCUUCUCCUUCGAUUCCUUGCCGCCGUUAAAGCCCACUCCGCCGAUGGAGGAGAGAACCGGCGCCGGGUUCAGCCCUUCGCUGCCUCCGUCACCGUUCACGAUGUGUCAUUCGAGCUCUAGGAUCACCGGCGAUGGCGAGAAUCUACCGCCGAGAAAGUCUCAUAGGCGUUCGAACAGCGAUGUGACAUUUGGGUUUAGUUCGAUGAUGGGUCAGAGUCAGAAGUCGCCUCCUUUGAUCCCCGCGAGGUCUUUAGAGAGAUCCAUCUCCGGCGGAGGAGAGGUAUCGGAUUGGUCUAAUCUGGUCAAGGAAGAGCCAAGAGAAGGCUUCCUCAGGGGAAGAAAACCAGAGACUGAAGCUAUGGACGAUGUUUUCACGGCUUAUAUGAAUCUUGAUAACAUUGAUGUCUUGAAUUCUUUCGGAGGUGGUGAAGAUGGCAAGACUAGUAAUGAGAACGUGGAGGAGAUGGAGAGCAGCAGAGGCAGCGGCACGAGGAAGACGAAUGGUGGAAGUUGCAGUGAUUCUGAAGGAGAGAGCAGUGCGUGUGGGAACGUUAAGGUUGCUGUGGCGGCGAGCUCUUCAGGCGUGAAGAGAAGAGCCGGCGGAGAUAUUGCUCCGACUAGUAGACAUUACCGGAGUGUUUCAAUGGACAGUUGUUUCAUGGGGAAAUUGAAUUUCGGUGAUGAAAAGCUUCCGCCUUCAUCAUCAGCAAAAGUUUCCCCGACCAAUUCAGGGGAAGGGAAUUCGAGUGCUUAUAGUGUAGAGUUUGGAAACAGUGAGUUUUCUGCAGCUGAAAUGAAGAAGAUUGCAGCUGAUGAGAAACUAGCCGAGAUUGUGAUGGCUGACCCUAAGCGUGUGAAAAGAAUCUUGGCGAACCGUGUAUCUGCUGCACGCUCAAAGGAGCGGAAGACGAGAUACAUGGCAGAGUUAGAACACAAGGUGCAGACGCUGCAGACCGAAGCUACUACAUUAUCAGCCCAGCUCACACAUUUGCAGAGAGAUUCAAUGGGGUUGACAAACCAGAACAGUGAACUCAAGUUUCGUCUUCAAGCUAUGGAGCAACAGGCACAACUCCGGGAUGCUCUGUCUGAGAAACUGACUGAAGAAGUGCAGCGACUGAAACUGGUGAUUGGCGAGCCGAGCCGCAGCAGUGGAUCAAAGACAUCACUAAACCCGGAGAUGUUUCAGCAGCUUAGUAUUAGCCAGUUACAGCAACAGCAGAUGCAGCAUUCCAAUCAGAAUAGCACCAUGAGAGCAAAGCACACAUCAAAUGAAUAGAGUAAGAACUGUGAUCCGCAGUUUACAUAUAUAUGAUAAUCGUUUUAUGUGCAGAGUCUGUUUUUGCAUAUUCUAAAGAAACAUAUAAAUAGUAUGUCCGGGUAAUUCGAUCAUCAUAUACCCUGAAACAGAGACAAAUAUAUAUAGAUAGUGGUAAUGGAGGCUCUGCUUCUGGACAGUGUUCUUUUUUGGACGUUUUGGUCUUAAUACAGUUCGGACUUCAUUUCCCUUUCGAUUUGGAUUUUCAUUUGUAGUUCUCUGA